AUGGCGAUGGAGACACAGACCACCAGCAUGGAGGCUGGCCACGGCCAGGGCUCAUUGAAAUUCUCCCGCUAUCGAUCCGUGCGAAGAGCAGCCACACAGAAGCAGCCCAAACACCUGGAUACCUCGAUUCCUUCUGCCCCCAGCCCCCCGAGCGCCCCUGCAGCUGAAACGAAUUCUUCAAUCAGCCGAAGCAUGUCCCGAUACCGCCGCCAGCGGGCUCCAACAGCCCCUGCCAUGACCGCGCAGCCGUCGGUCCCAGCUCUUCCGACGCAUACAACGCAAUUGAAGGGCUACAGCCCGCGGCGCAUUCCCGAGGAUCAUACCUCUGCAGCGAAGGCAGCGCACGUACCGGCGAUGGCUCGAAGCAUGACGGAACCUGCGAAAGCUACAAAGAACCCGUUCGGCGACGACGCCGCGGCUAUUGAGGAGGACGAGGAAGCUGAGCGCGAGAGACACAGGCAGGAGGCUAUGGCUCGCUUGACAGGGGAAACUGCAAAGCCCGCACUAGCUGUUUCGGCUCCUCGGAGAGUGACUUCUCGGGCCGCAGACGACCGGCGCAAGCACGAUGAUGUGCAGGGAGGUUCCUGGCGGCAUCACAGGUCGGAGGGAACCCCUGAGCCGAAGCGUCGAUCUUUCAAGGAGAAAAUGAAGCUUGUUAUACCCAAGGACAAGUCCAGCACCGAGUCGUCGGCCGUCAAAUCCUCUGAGCCUACUACAGGAAAUCACUUUACUGGAGUGGAUGCGCCUGUUUCCGCGGUCAAUUCAGGGAAGCGCAGCGUUCUGGUCAAAUAUGGGAGGAUGUCGGCCAAGAUGUGCGUCAUGCCGUCGACACGGGUUCAAGAUCUGCUAGCUACUGCCUCGAAGAGUCUGACAAGUGAGAUCGAUCCUCUCAAGUUCAUUAUGAUGGAGUCGUUCAACCAGCUGGGGCUGGAGCGGCCCUUGCGCAGAUACGAGUGUGUGAGGGAUAUCAUGAAUUCGUGGGCGAAUGAUGGAGAGAACGUAUUGAUUAUUGUUCCUGCAGCAAGCAUCGAGUCGUUGCGCCUGCUUGACGCGCAGAAUGUACCGGCCGCACCGCCUGCGGAUGUAACAGUGCACAUUUACUACUCGCAACGGCCCCGUAAGUGGGACAAGCGCUUUGUCACCCUUCGUUCGGAUGGACAGGUCACUGUUUCUAAGAAGGGACAUGGUCAGGACCAAACGAAUGCUUGCCAUCUUUCUGAUUUUGAUAUCUACUCGCCCACGCCGGAAUUUCUGAGCCGAAACGUUGAGCCACCAAAGAAGAUCUGUCAGGCAAUCAAGAGUCAACAAAAGUCGAGCAUGUUCCUCUCGACGGAGAACUUUGUCCAUUUCUUCUCUACCAAUGACAGGGCAGUCGCCGAGCAGUGGCAUCAAGCAGUCCAGGCGUGGCGCAGCUGGUACCUCGUUCACAAACGGGGCGCAGGCCAGAGUGAAGAGGACGAAGAGGUUAACAGCAUCCACCAGCAGAGAAAUGGCUCUUCUCAUUCCAAAUCGGGUCAGCCACAUCAGUUCAAACCCCUAGUGGACCUGGAUUCUGGUACGGAGCAAGAACGAGCACCCUUACAGCAUUCUCCGCCCCAGGAACAUCUCAAAUCAAGCAAGAGCAAAGAUAUCUUCUCGCGGAAGAGACGCUCGCGCGAGCGUGGACCACCACCAUCGUCUUUCCCGAGGUCCCUGGCGGAGUCUGACUCGUCGGGCCCAGCAAUGCAGCCCACCGACGGCUCCCCAUUUUCUUCGUCAGGACUUCUGGGUCGCACAUAUACGCUACGUCAACACGCCAUGAAAGAACGAGAAGAGAAGGAAAAGAGGGCCAACGAAGAGCCGUUCAUCGCUCAUGGACUGGUCGGAACUAUGGGCACGCGUCGCGGUCCAGUCAGCCAGCCUGCCAGCCGAUCGAAUACGAUGACCUCGGCGCAGGCUCCAGACAUGGGCGGUAUCAAGCGGUCUCUUUCUGUGAACAGGGGCAAACCGCUGGUCGACCUGACGCCGGCUUAUCAAGAACCUCCACAACAUGGCCGCAAGGGUCGAGGCGUUGCCGUCGAACCGGGCGUACCAUUGAUUGACGCAGCCACCGGACCCGAGCCCGUGGGAGGCAUCGCCGUCCCGCCGUCGACAACUUGGAGACGUCCCCCCGUGCCACCGGAACCCGCGCCAAGUGCAGAAGCGCAGAACCGCAAGCGCUCCAACACGAUUCGCAGCACCAGCAACCAGCGACACCAUCACACCGCGCCCGCAUCCCCAGUCACCCCCGUGGACAACGCGCAGCCAUCCGAGGGCCCAUUCCUUGCUAAUGGCCUCCUCGCCCGUUCCGUGCAGCUUGCUGCUGUGCAGAACAGCGUCCCAGUCGGUCACGGAGUGGCCACUGGCGAUCGGAACGCCACGAAGCCAAUGCUGGAUCUGACGCCGGCCAACCCGUUCGCCGAAGGCAGCUUGCUACGGAACCUAUAG
This is a messenger RNA of Aspergillus thermomutatus, 2466 nucleotides long. RefSeq lists its product as uncharacterized. The transcript has a single exon. The record is from RefSeq and is a predicted model, not a curated record. Bases 1 to 2466 code for a protein of 821 amino acids. NCBI's taxonomy places the organism in Eukaryota, Fungi, Ascomycota, Eurotiomycetes, Eurotiales, Aspergillaceae.